AAGUAUUUCAUCCAAACAACAAAGCCAGUAUCAAUCUAUUGGCCUUUUAAAGAAAAGCUUUUUAGAAGGCCAACAAAGCCGCUUCCAGCUUAAACCUUAACCAGCUUCAACUUCUCUCUCUUAAUUAAUCCCCAAAAAUUACUUCCCUCUUUCUCUCUCUACUCUAAUCCCUCUUUCUCUUUCUCUCUCCUAAUCCCAAUUUUAAUUUUGGGGAAGAAAUCGCAAAUCAAACCCUAAUUUAGGGUUUCCGCGGUUCCCAAUUUUUACCCCUGAUUUAUCGAUCUAUAGCUUAAAUCGACGCUAUAGAAGUUGAAAUUAUACAAUAAAUUCAUGGCUACUACCGUUACUAAGGAGGCGUUGCAACCCCAGCAAGGCCCUCCUUCGUCUUCGGCGCCGGAGGAUGAAUCUUUGAAGAGGAAUACUGAUUGUGUUUAUUUUUUGGCUUCUCCCUUGACCUGUAAAAAGGGAGUUGAUUGUGAGUAUCGACAUAGUGAUUAUGCUCGGAUGAACCCAACAGAUUGUUGGUACUGGAUGAAUGGGAACUGCUUGAAUCCUAAAUGCUCAUUCAGGCAUCCUCCUUUGGAUGGUUUGGUGGGAAAUCAAGUUGAUGGGCCUUCUGCUCUUGUACCGCCUGGCCUACCUAUGCUUUCAGCUCCUCAGAAUCCAGUUAAGCAAGUUCCCUGCAUUUUCUUUCAGAGGGGACAGUGCUUAAAAGCCGAUAGAUGCCCUUACAUGCAUGGCCCAAGUCCUCCUAAUACCAAGAUUCAACAAGCUCCAUCCAGCAGCACUCCUACGCCUGGAGCUCAUGCUUUCAAGAAAGCUUUUGGUAGUCUCGAAAAGUGUACACAACCCCAAAUGAAUUUCCAAGCAAAUAAACCUAAGGUUGUUGAAACGCCACAUCAAGCUAAUGCAUUUCCAAAAAAUCAGUCCAUUCGGCCGACGAAUGGAGCAACUGUUGGAAAAGGCUAUUUACCUCCUAGUGGUGUGACCGCCGCAGGGUCUUCUAAAUAUGGGGAAAUAAAACCGUCUUCUGUUGACAAUGGAAAUUCCAGAAGCAGGACUGGACGUGCACAUCACGGUGGCUCAUAUGAUGACCAUUAUUUUCAGAAUUGUAGAGAUGCUGAUGACUCAUUGAGGGAAUCGUCUCCUGGAUUUGAUGUACUUGUGGAUAAUAAAGUCAACGAGGAUGAGUUUUAUCACAAUGAAGAUCAGUAUGGGAAGAUGAGAGGUCGUGACGGAAGAAAUCUAAACGAGUUUGACAUUGGUCGUCAGGAUGAUUACGGUUCAGUUGCUGAUGUUGAGCCUGAAAUUUAUCACAAUCGAUGUGGCUAUGAUUCAUUUGAUCGUAUGCCUGAGAAGUAUGCUCGGGAUCAUCGUAGGGUAUCAUCAGAAAGAUCACUUGGUGAACCUGCUCACAUGGACAGGCGAGGUCCUCCAUACAAGUCUGAGAGUCUUGAUGUCAAUCAAAAUUCUGAUUUGCGUCAUCGUUUAUCUAAGCAUAGGAGGGUAAAUGGCUUGAAGUCGGUAGUUAAUUCUGACUACAGCCAUGAUGACCGUGCUGAGGAUCGUGGCUACAGGAGUACUCGGAGGGACUCGCGCCGCUCACCAAUACAUGAGAGUUCUCGUGGCCACCGUCUUCAGGGUAGAAUAAAGCUUCCUAGAAAAUCUUCUCCAGUGAGUGUUAAUGAUAUUUACUCAGAGAGAGAGAAUGAAAGAGGUAGGAGCUUUGGAAGAUUAUCUCCAAGCAGGCAGCAAGUUUCUGGUCAACCAAGUCGUCUUCGAGAUAGAUUGAGUGGAAUGAAACAAGAUGAAAGCCGUGAGGGAAGAAUGAUAAAAGGUCCAAUGAUGAGAAAAGAUACUGUUCCAUCAGAUGAUGUCAAUUUUGCCGGUCCAAAAAGCUUGUCUGAGCUAAAAGGAACCAAAAAUACUGAUAGCAAGUCACAUCAGCUGAAGAGCCAAGAACCAGUUUCAGGGGGGAAGUUGAGAGACACAGUCUUAGCCAGUUCUAUUGGAACUGAGGGUAAUAUUGCGUUUGCUGGGCCCAAGCCAUUAAGUGAGAUUUUGAAGAGAAAAAGAACAGCUUCUACUGGUGGUACAAGUUCUGACGAUAAAGAAGAAAUCAAGGACAAUGAAAAUGAUGUAAACUUGACGAGCAGUCCCUCAAAUUGUGCUGCGGAUACAAGAAAACAAGUCGCCUCUGAUUCUGCUGAUGAACAAGCAGAGGCCAGUAAAGUAGAGAACAAGAUACUGGCAGUUGAGGCAGAUGAAGAAGAAGGUGAAAUUUCAAAUAAGAAGAUAAAGUCAAAUGGUGACAGUGAAUCUCCCUCACUUGACGACAAUAAACAACCUGAAGCAGAAGAGGCUUUGGUUGUAGCUGAUGGUGAAGAGCAUGAAUUUGAUGAAGAGUAUGAUCAUGGGGAUGAUGGGGAAUAUGAAUAUGAACAAGAUGACGGAGAAGGGUAUCAUCUGAAUGAUGGUGAAACUGGUGACCUUGAAGAGGAGUUCAUGGAUGAAGACGAUGGAGAUGAUUUCGCAAAGAAACUUGGUGUUUCUUUCUAAAAUAGAACUCCUGCUUGAUCAUUGAUUCUGCUUCUAGUUAAGUUUUUUCAGCUCUUAUCUGCUUUUUCUCCUUGUAUGUUCUAAUUGUAUUAUACUGUUCUAAAGGGAAAUUUUUCAAUUUUAUGGAGCCUUCAAUAGUUCCCCCUUUUUUCUGUAGACACCAUUGUAACAUUAGAGUUAAUGAAUGAAAUUUUUAGUAGCUUGAUUCCAUUUUACAAUAAGAUUUGCAGUGAUUUGUUGUUA
Chenopodium quinoa (quinoa) is the source of this 2802-nucleotide messenger RNA. Its product is annotated as zinc finger CCCH domain-containing protein 17-like. The record is from RefSeq and is a predicted model, not a curated record. The transcript has 3 exons. The coding region runs from base 331 to 2559 and encodes 742 amino acids. Gene Ontology annotation, molecular function: metal ion binding. Lineage: Eukaryota; Viridiplantae; Streptophyta; Magnoliopsida; Caryophyllales; Amaranthaceae.